AUCCUUUGAAUCCAGUCGCCACAGUUAAUUUGAUCUUCUGCUGACCAGUCGCAGCAAAAUCUAUCGACCGGCACUUCCACUUACCCGAUUCCACUGGAAGGCUGAUAGCCACGGGUCACAUGACCUGGAAGAAAAAAACAAGAAGACUUUUGGGAUCCCUCUUCGCAUGGGCUGGCUAUCAACCUGAGGGGAAGUCCAAAGGCUGAUGAACUGAUCUGCGUGAGACCAACAUUGCUCUGGAGUCCUAUAUGUCCUGGGAACACAACGCCCAGCACAAACCUGGUGACUGGCUGGCUGGAAUACCACCAAACUCCUUCUCCUUCUGAGGACAUCCUAUCACAGGGUUGCUCGUACCUCCCCCCGCAGCAUGGAGCCGACCAAAGUCCAGUCAGAAGGUGGCCUCAAUGUCACCCUCACUAUCCGCCUCCUCAUGCAUGGAAAAGAGGUUGGAAGUAUAAUUGGAAAGAAAGGAGAAACAGUAAAAAAGAUGCGAGAAGAGAGUGGAGCACGGAUCAAUAUUUCUGAGGGCAACUGUCCAGAGAGGAUUGUCACCAUCACUGGACCAACAGACACCAUCUUCAAGGCUUUCGCCAUGAUCGCCUAUAAAUUUGAGGAGGACAUUAUCAAUUCCAUGAGCAACAGCCCAGCAACCAGCAAGCCCCCGGUCACUUUAAGGCUUGUCGUGCCAGCCAGCCAGUGUGGCUCUCUCAUCGGGAAAGGAGGGUCCAAAAUAAAAGAAAUGAGAGAGUCCACAGGGGCGCAGGUGCAGGUGGCGGGGGACAUGCUGCCCAACUCCACGGAACGUGCGGUGACAAUCUCCGGGACCCCAGAAGCCAUCAUCCAGUGUGUCAAACAAAUCUGUGUAGUCAUGCUGGAGUCUCCACCAAAAGGUGCCACUAUCCCUUAUCGCCCAAAGCCCGCCUCCACCCCAGUCAUUUUUUCUGGUGGCCAGGCCUACACAAUUCAGGGACAGUACGCCAUACCACACCCAGAUCAGUUGACCAAGCUCCACCAGUUGGCUAUGCAGCAAACCCCCUUUACCCCUCUCGGACAGACCACCCCUGCUUUCCCUGGUUUGGAUGCCAGUCCACCAGCCAGCACCCAUGAACUCACCAUUCCUAAUGAUCUAAUAGGGUGCAUUAUUGGACGCCAAGGAACCAAAAUAAAUGAGAUUCGACAGAUGUCUGGGGCGCAGAUCAAAAUCGCCAACGCCAUGGAGGGCUCGUCAGAGCGCCAGAUCACCAUCACAGGGACCCCCGCCAACAUCAGCCUGGCCCAGUACCUAAUCAACGCCAGGCUGACGUCUGAAGUCACUGGAAUGGGCACACUCUAAUUUCCCUCCCAUCACAUGACCCUUGAGCCAAAAAAAGAAAGAACAAAUAAUAAAAAAAAAAAAAGCAUUGCCGCUAGUUUAAUGAUUGAUUUCUCUGUAUUUCUUGAUAUUUGAGUUUGAUUACAUAUUGUAUUUACUGCAAACACGUAUCUGCAAAGACUCGUCCUCACGACCUUCUGAAGCCCCCUCGUCGUUUCUGUUUUCCCGGAAUAUGGUGGCUUUACUGUUUUUGGCUCUCCAGCACCCUUCACGACAUCUCACCUGCUGCACCGCUUUGUUUUUCCUCAUAUCGCCACACCUCACUGUACAUUUGUCACUUUUAUUUCACGCACCUGAAAGCAAAUGCUGAAAUUCACCUGACAAAUUCUUUGAAGAGAAGUUUCAGUGCUCCAGCCCAAAGGUUUAAACGUCGAGCCUCGAUGCUUCAUUUCUUUCAUGAGUGAUGGCGUGAGCGCUUCACUGUGUGCCCGCAGCCGGUCACCUGUUUGUCUCAGUGCUUCACGAACACGAUAAAAUGACCUGCGACUGAACAGGUGGAAACACGCACCGAAUAGGAAGGCUGAUCAAAACGGAUUCUGCAUUCCGAGAACACCCGGCGCUCGUGUUUCUCUCGACAAAGAAAAUUGUGAAUUUAUGUCAAGUAAAUGACGGCAGCCUGGAGUGAAAUUCAAAUGCAAGCCAUAAAUAAGGCGCGAUUCAUUCCUCUGCGCGCCGCAGCCAUGCGAUCAUGUUAUGUAUGCUGCCGUCUCGUUGCAACUGUCGAUCAGAGUGGCGGGUCUCAUGGCCGUGGGAAUUGUCUCCGCGCGGUCGAGUGGUACGUCUGCACUCAUGUGAGGCCUAUUUAAAGAUAUUUCAGAGGCUCAAAAGGCUGCUGGGAAGUCACACUCAUGGUCAUCACGUCCUGUUUGGGUGGAAGAAAGCCGUCCCUCACUG
Messenger RNA from Salarias fasciatus (jewelled blenny), 2266 nucleotides. RefSeq names its product poly(rC) binding protein 3 (gene pcbp3). Lineage: Eukaryota; Metazoa; Chordata; Actinopteri; Blenniiformes; Blenniidae. The coding region runs from base 368 to 1333 and encodes 321 amino acids. Gene Ontology annotation, molecular function: RNA binding. The transcript has 15 exons. The record is from RefSeq and is a predicted model, not a curated record.